GUAACGGAGAUUUUAAUGGCAAGUCGCAACAGUGAGAAAAGGGCAUAAGGAUCGGAAAGUAUAAUCACUUUCACCGUAAAAUUAGUUGUGGAAUUAUGUCGGAACUGAAACAGACGACGAGAGUUGCAUCCUAAUAAUAUUUGAACGAUUGAAGGAACAUGUAUCAAAGCUAUGGUGGUUCUUCGUUGUCAUCAUCAUCAUCGUAUCCAACUAUGUCAUGAGCGAUUAAAUCGUUUCUUACUAGUUCGACCAAAUUAACUCGAAUGCGAAGAUAUCACAGUACUUGUCUAACUUCAACAGACCUACUCAAAAGAUAAUUCUCUCUACAACCUCUCUUCUCUUUUAUCUUAUCGAUUGGGAGUAGGGGGAGAAGAACGACUUCUCAGAUAUCUUUUCUAGAAUGGAAUCGCUAGUGGGAAAUGAGUUUGAUGUUCCAUCGAAGAACUCAUCGGAGGAAGCUCUAAAGCGAUGGAGACAAGCUGUGACGAUCCUGAAGAAUCCGAGGAGGAGGUUCCGGUAUUGUGCCGAUCUAGAGAAGAGACGACAAGCCGAACAGAAGAAGCUGAGUAUACAGGAGAAAAUACGAGUUGCUCUAUAUGUUCAAAAAGCAGCAUUGCAAUUUAUUGAUGCUGGUAGUCGAGUUGAAUACAUGCUCUCAGAAGAGGUUAGACAAGCUGGAUUUGGCAUUGACCCAAAUGAACUUGCAUCCAUUGUUCGUGGCCAUGAUUCCAGRCGCUUAAAGCAACAUGGAGAAGUGGGAGGAAUUGCAAGAAAAGUUUCAGUAUCACUGGAAAAUGGUGUCAUUUCAAAGGAACUGCCUGUGAGGCAAAAUAUAUAYGGAUCCAACAAAUAUGUUGAGAAACCACCUAGAAGUUUAUGGGUGUUUAUUUGGGAGGCACUGCAAGACCUAACUUUAAUAAUUCUCAUGGUUUGUGCUGUGGUUUCUGUAGGUGUUGGAAUUGCUACUGAAGGAUUGCCAAAGGGUAUUUAUGAUGGGUUGGGGAUCAUACUUUGUAUUUUCUUGGUAGUCAUGGUUACUGCAAUUAGUGACUACAAGCAGUCCUUGCAAUUUAGGGAUUUGGAYAAGGAAAAGAAAAACAUUUCUGUUCAUGUGACAAGAGAUGGAUAUAGACAAAAGGUUUCAAUUCAUGAUCUAGUGGUUGGAGAUAUUGUUCAUUUAUCUAUUGGAGAUGUAGUUCCAGCUGAUGGUAUGUAUAUWUCAGGUUAUAGCCUGUUAAUUGAUGAGUCAAGCUUGUCAGGUGAGAGYGAACCAGUGAAUGUAAAUCAUUCAAAGCCAUUCCUUCUAUCAGGAACUUCAGUGAGAAAUGGGUCCGGCAAGAUGCUAGUAACAGCAGUUGGUAUGAGGACUGAAUGGGGGAGGUUGAUGGAGACUUUGAGUGAGAGUGGGGAAAAUGAGACACCACUUCAGGUGAAGUUGAAUGGUGUUGCUACCCUUAUUGGGAAGAUUGGCUUGGCUUUUGCUGUUAUGACAUUUCUGGUGUUGGUUGUAAGGUUUYUGGUAGAGAAGGGACUKCACAGUGAGUUAUUGAAGUGGUCUUUGAGUGAUGUAGUGGAGAUUCUGAACUAUUUUGCUAUUGCAGUGACUAUAAUUGUUGUUGCAGUUCCAGAAGGGCUGCCAUUGGCAGUGACUCUGAGCCUUGCAUUUGCAAUGAAGAAAUUAAUGAGUGAUCAUGCGCUAGUGAGGCAUCUCUCUGCAUGUGAAACUAUGGGUUCUGUUACUUCUAUUUGCACAGAUAAAACAGGGACAUUGACAACUAACCAUAUGAUCGUUGAUAAAAUUUGGAUAUGUGAAUCGGUAAAAGGCAAUAACAUCAUGAAURCUUUAAAGUCUACAGUYUCUGAGGAAGUUUUAAGAACUCUUUUGCAAUGUAUAUUUCAAAACACUAGUGCUGAGGUGGUGGAGGGGAAGGAUGGGAAGACUAAAAUAUUGGGUAGUCCAACAGAAUCAGCACUUAUAGAAUUUGGCUCAUUUUUGGGGGGUGAUUAUGGUGCCCAACGGCGGGAAUCUAAGAUAGUGAAGAUUGAACCUUUCAAUUCGGAYARGAAGAAGAUGUCUGUGCUUGUAGCCCUUCAAAGAGGUCGUUUCCGAGCAUUUUGCAAAGGUGCAUCAGAACUUGUUGUACAAAUGUGUGAUAAGAUUAUUGAUAGCAAAGGUGAAUYUGUUCAUCUGUCAAAAUCCAAGAUAGAGAGUGGCAUGGAGGUGAUUAACAGUUUUGCUUGUGAAGCUUUGAGAACUCUGUGCUUGGCUUUUAAGGAUUUGAAUGAGAACAAUGGAAACAACAUCCCAGAUCAUGGCUAUACAUUGAUAGCAGUUAUUGGAAUUAAGGAUCCACUACGCCCUGGUGUCAAGGAUGCGGUGCAGACUUGUUUAUCUGCUGGGGUUACUGUGCGAAUGGUUACUGGUGACAACAUUAAUACAGCUAAAGCAAUAGCAAAAGAAUGUGGCAUAUUGACAGAGGGAGGCUUGGCUAUAGAAGGACAAGAGUUCCGCCAAUGGACUCCCCAGCAAAUCAAGGAGUCAAUAUCACUUGUUCAGGUAAUGGCACGAUCCUUGCCCAUGGACAAACAUGCCUUUGUGACCCAACUAAGGAAUCUUGAUGAAGUUGUUGCAGUGACAGGUGAUGGUACAAAUGAUGCCCCUGCUUUGCAUGAAGCAGACAUUGGACUCGCUAUGGGUAUAGAAGGAACUGAGGUUGCGAAAGAAAAUGCCGAUGUCAUCAUCAUGGAUGAUAAUUUUACAACUAUAGUGAAUUUAGCAAAAUGGGGGCGUGCUGUUUAUAUAAACAUUCAAAAAUUUGUACAGUUUCAGUUGACAGUAAAUAUCGUUGCUCUUAUGACCAAUUUUAUUUCUGCCUGCRUCUCAGGAGCUGCCCCUCUUACGGCUGUGCAGUUGUUGUGGGUGAACAUGAUUAUGGACACACUUGGGGCCUUGGCACUGGCUACAGAUCCUCCCAAUGAUGAGAUGAUGAAACGGCCUCCUGUUGGGAAGGGUGUUAAUAUCAUCACUGGGCCCAUGUGGAAGAAUAUUAUUGGUCAGAGCAUUUAUCAACUGGCUAUCCUUUCUAUUCUUACAUUUUGUGGGAAAGGUGUCUUGAGAUUUCUCAGACUUGGUGGUUGGAAUUCUAGUUCUGUUCUCAAUACCUUGAUCUUCAAUACCUUUGUCUUAUGCCAGGUAUUCAAUGAAAUAAACUGUCGUGAUAUAGAGAAGACUAACGUUUUCCGUGGUAUGCUUAACAACUGGAUAUUCAUCGCCAUCAUGGUCUCAACAGUAACCUUUCAAAUAAUAAUUGUGGAGUUUCUAGGCACUUUUGCAAGCACUGUACCUCUAAGUUGGCAAUUAUGGUUAUUCAGCGUAUUAAUUGGAGCUAUAAGCCUGCCGGUUGGAGUUGUCUUGAAGUUGAUUCCUUGCAAAUCAUCCAUUAACGGGAACACUACCAAGCACCAUGACGGGUAUGAGGAACUACCUAGUGGUCCAGAGAUGGCUUAAUUGAAAAAGGAUCGAACGUCAUAUUCAUAUCUGUAGCUAGUCGGCAUUGAAUUAGUUAUUCCAUUGUUGUUUUCUUGCUUCUAUUCUGCUUUUCCAUUUUUGCGGUAAACGGCGUUGAACUAGCAGUUAGUUGUUCUCAAGAGAUUCCUUUAAGAGUAGUUUCCAGUGGGUUUGAGUUU
Molecule: messenger RNA, 3687 nt
Organism: Nelumbo nucifera (sacred lotus)
Lineage: Eukaryota; Viridiplantae; Streptophyta; Magnoliopsida; Proteales; Nelumbonaceae
Source: RefSeq, a predicted model, not a curated record